AUGGACUUCAUGAAUUCGACAUUCCCGUCCACUACCCCAGAAACCUACUGGGAGCAUUACAAUGAUAUCUCCGGCCAUAGCGCACACUUCAAUGUCGCCGAACGGCUCUGGGCAGCUUGGUAUGCGUGGAUGCAAAACGACGUAUUAGCAACAGGGAUCAUGUCCUUCGUCAUGCACGAAUUGGUCUAUUUUGGGCGGUCUUUACCGUGGAUACUCAUCGAUACUCUUGGUUUCUUCAAGAACUACAAGAUUCAGGCGGCCAAAAUUCCAUCCUUACGAGAGCAGUGGGACUGUGCGAAGUUUGUCCUUCUCAGUCAUUUCACAGUAGAAUUGCCGCAAAUUUGGCUUUUCCAUCCAAUGGCUCAAUUCUUCGGUCUUUCCACGUCUGUUCCGUUCCCUUCACUCUGGACUAUGGCCUACCAGAUUGCCAUAUUCUUUGUCAUGGAAGAUACCUGGCAUUACUUCUCCCAUCGUGCUCUGCAUUGGGGUCCACUCUACAAGGCCAUUCAUAAGAUUCAUCAUCAAUACUCAGCUCCAUUUGGUAUGGCGGCCGAAUACGCGUCACCUAUUGAGGUCAUGAUUCUUGGUUUCGGUACUGUCGGAUGUCCUAUCGUCUGGUGCGCAGUGACUGGCGACUUGCACAUAUUCACGAUUGGGUACGAAUUUCCAUGGAGCCUUCACCACUUCCUCCCCUUCUGGGCCGGGGCAGACCAUCACGACCUUCACCACGAGAAAUUCGUUGGCAACUACGCCAGCAGUUUCAGGUGGUGGGAUUAUGUUUUGGACACGGAAUACAGCCCCGAGGCAAUUAAGCGAAGGAGAGAACACAAGGCCGUUGGCGGUUCGAAGAAGGCGCAAUGA
Messenger RNA from Aspergillus mulundensis, 861 nucleotides. RefSeq names its product sterol desaturase family protein. The record is from RefSeq and is a predicted model, not a curated record. NCBI's taxonomy places the organism in Eukaryota, Fungi, Ascomycota, Eurotiomycetes, Eurotiales, Aspergillaceae. The transcript has 5 exons. Gene Ontology annotation, molecular function: C-4 methylsterol oxidase activity; iron ion binding. Bases 1 to 861 code for a protein of 286 amino acids. Gene Ontology annotation, biological process: ergosterol biosynthetic process.